Molecule: messenger RNA, 3384 nt
Organism: Cavenderia fasciculata
Lineage: Eukaryota; Evosea; Eumycetozoa; Acytosteliales; Cavenderiaceae
Product: bromodomain-containing protein
Exons: 5
Coding region: 1-3384 (1127 amino acids)
Source: RefSeq, a predicted model, not a curated record
AUGAAAAGAAAGGAAAGAGAGGACGUGGUGGAUGAUAUCAUCCGUGAUGAAGAAGAAUAUACAGAGGAAGAGUUAAAGAUAAUUUAUCGACAAGAUAUAUGUUAUCGAUCAAGAUUUAAACAACUACAACAACAAACAACAACAAAUAAUAAUAAUGAUACACUGAAACUAUAUCAUUGUAGAUAUUUAGAUGAUUCAUGUGUUGGUGUUGGUGGUAUAGCAGUGCUGCCAUGGUUUAUUAUCGAGAGAAUAUUGACAUUGGCAUCUGACAAUGCAAAUUUUUGUACGUGUGUAUACGAUGAUGCUCUACGAGAUGCUCUAGAACAAUUAGAUCAUAAACAAUACAAACCAAAUACAAUCGAUACCAGAGGACUUGCACACUUACAAAUGCAACCACAAAUAGAACAACAUUCACUCGGUCGACAAGAUAUGUGUCCCAUUCACCAAUACAACUACGAUAUGGGUUACCGACCACCACCCAAUCUUUAUAUAAGAAAUUCAAGAAAUGAUAACCCCAAUAUUAGCAUACAUGUCGAUAUUGAUAAACGAUGGAAGCGACAGUCAUUGGCACUGAAAUACUGUGUCAUCAAGAAUCCAACCACUCUUUACUUGGUCAAACCCUUUCAUUAUUCAUAUCACAAACCAUUUUAUGUUGACAAUGAAGCAUUGAAACAACAUAUACAUUUUGGUGGACGUUGGACAGAUACAAUAUCAUUGGUACCUGCAAGUGUCGAUAAACUUACUUUUGACAACUUCCCUCUAUACAGGAGUUUACCCAAUUAUUUUCCACACAUCAGAAUAGUCAGAUUUAAACGUUAUAGAACCGAUCCUAAACACCAAUUUACAGUUACUAGUUGUUAUAAUGGUUUCAAUUUUAAUCUAACCAACAUCAACAAAAUUAUUAUACAUUCACCAUAUGAUAUUUUACAAAGUUAUGUUGAUCUGUACAACAAAAUAGGAUAUCAAUUUAUCGGUUCUUCAACAAUGAUAGAUAAUAAUAAUAAUAAUUAUAAUAGUAAUAGUAUUUCAACAACAAAUAAUAAUCAACCAUUUGAAAAAAGAUUACCAAAUUAUGUUAUGCGUAAUAUUAUAUCGAUGGUUUGGAAUCUAAGAGAUAGAUGUACAUGUAUUUAUGAAGAGAGUUUUAUGAAAAGAUUGGAACAACCUGGAUUGGAAUUUUUAAACGAUAAGGAAUUUGUUCAACACUAUCACUCUAUCAAAAAUGAAUGUGCUGUUCAUUUUUCAACAACUAAACUAUUUACACCUCAACACCAUACAAUAGCAGAAUCAACAAGAUCAAAACUACAACUAGCACUCAUAUCUAAAGAUAUUUUCAGAUUUGUAUCUAAUCAUUUAUUCAACAAUAUUAUCUUUCUCAACAACAACGAUUUUUAUUUUCUUGAUUAUAAUAAUAGGUAUCGUAUGCAUCGAAACAAUCCAAAUUGUGUAUUUAAAACCAUUCGAUCACUUGUCAUUCACACCCCUAAAAUUAAUUAUGGUUUUGAAUAUAGUGAAGAGGAUUAUCAAACAAUUACAACAAUCAAGUAUCAAAGGAUAUCAAUGAUACCACCAUCUCUUGAAUUGUUCUCAUGUUUGACCAAAUUAGAUAUUAGAGAUUGUCCGAUUCAAUACGAUGCCCUCAUGUUUCUUGAUCUAGCAGAAACAUUAACAGGAAAAUCGAUCACCAAACUCUACUUUCCAUCAAGAUGCGUCAGUGCCUAUUCGAUACUCUCUCAAGAUAUCAAGCUCUCUCUACGAUGCAUCGUAACCAAUCUCACACAAGAUGUCAACUUGGACGAGUUUCCAAAUUUGGUUGCAUUGGUUGUACUCGAUUGUAGCUCAACUACUAUUGGUCAAACAUUAAAACUACCACCUAAAAUCAAAAAGAUUACAACAGAUAAAAAAGCAAUAUUAAUUCUCAAUCUAACAACAAUAUCCACACUCAAGAUAUUAUACAACAAAUGGGAUUGUCUUGAAAUUCUACCUAUAUUAAACCAAUUAUCAACUGCCAACCAAAUCACAAAAGUUAUCAUUCAAAUCAAAUCGAUUCAACCAUUAUUGGAUAUUUCCCAAACUAGUUUCCAACUCGAUGGUAGUGUCUCCAAACAAAUAUGUUCAGAGGGCAAUGUUAAACAAGCCAAUAAUCUAAUCUAUCGUAGAAAACCAUUGUUGCAAGCAUAUAUCGAUAUUGUUGUGGUUCCCUCCCAACAACAACAAAAAGAACAACAACAACAUAUCCCUUUAUCAACACCAAAGUCAAAUGAGGAAAUUGUUAAACAACAAACCCAGACCAUUAAUAAUAAUAAUAUCAACCAACAAUCAAGUGAUAAUAAUAAUGUCACAGAUAAUAAUAAUAAUGGAUCAACAACAACAAAAAAACAAACAUUACAACCUUUUAAUAAUAAUAAUAAUAAUAAUAAUACUAAUAAUAAUGCCAUUUCACGACAAUCGCAACCAAAUAAUCAACAACUUGUACACACUCCAAAUCAAUACCAACAACAAUUUUACUUGCCUCAACAAAGCAGAUCACAACAUCAACAACUUGUACAUGCUCCAAACAGCCAACCCUUUUUAGUUUAUCCUCAAUCACAACAAUAUCAACAUCAGCAACAACCAAUGACUGGGCCUUCGAUCAUUCAACCAAAUCAACAAAGCAUAAAACAACAACAGCAACAACAAUCCCAAUAUCAAAGCAUAGUACAACCUCUACCAUUACAACCACAACUUGUACACGCUCCAAAUGGCCAAACUUUUUUAGUUUAUCCACAACAACAAGAACAAGCAACGAUGAUUUUACCCUAUUAUCAACAACAACAAUUUGGCACACCCCAACAAAGCAUAGUACAACCUCAACAACACCAAUCGUUACCCUUAAGUGAUCAAAUCUCAGGUCAACUCCAUCAACAACAGCUGCAACAACAACAACAAACCCUAAUUGGAGGAAUUGGUCAACCUCACCAGCAACAAAUGAUCGAUUUACCGACAACAAAUUAUCAAUACCAACAUACAAAUCAGCAACCCGUAUGGUUAAACAACGCCGGUAUUGUAAUGGGUCAGCAACAAGAACAUUAUCAAUAUCAACAACAACAAGUGCAUCAAAACCAGCAAUCAAACUAUAACAACUAUGAAAUUCAAAAUACCUCAUUUACAAAUAAUAAUAAUAAUAAUUACAAUUAUUCCAAUGACAAUCAAUUUGUAUCAACCAUACCUACCACCACCACCACAACUACUUUAAACAACGCGAAUAACUAUAUUGUAAACGACCACAACAUAACAGGAAAUACAUAUACAACAACAACAACUGCACAACAACAUCCUCAAAUGAUGUUACAACAACAACAACCAUUCAUUUGGGUCGAAUCUUACAAUCUAAAUAAUCAAUAA